UGACAAUCAAGUUGACAGAAAAUAAAUUAUUAUCAAAUAUAAAUUAAUUCUAGUUUGUCAGUUUAUUAACAAUUCAGGAAAACAUGUUAUCAGUAUAGUGAAUUUAAACCACAAGUAGGGCAAACUAUUGGGCUAUGGACGGAGGACCAUCGGAUUUUCCAUUUGAAGAACAGCCAACAGGAAAAAGAUGGGAUCCACUAGGAGCCCCAAAUGAUGAAGAAAUCGACAGUGAUUUAAAGAAAUUUGACGAGGAUUGUGGCCUUAAUGAUCAGGAGGUUUUGGAAAAAAUUCGGACGUUGGAAGAAGAACAGGAGCUACUCAAUUCAUCCCUCUUUGCUCUAACAACCCAUUUUGCCCAGGUUCAAUUUCGUCUACGUCAAGUUGUUAAUGCCCCUUCAGAAGAUAAAGAGGAAUUGCUGAAAUCUCUGGAAGAAUUUGCUUUCCGUGGCAUUCCUGAUGUUGGCCAUGUUCAAGAACACAUCGAUGAAGCCAGCUUAGCUGACGCUGUACGUUUAAGAAGAAGCCAACAAAAAGAACUGAUUGAUAAACUUAAAUCCCAGUUAAGAGAAUUAGAACAGUAUGCAUUUGAAAACGGUGAGGCUGGAAUCCCUCAGGAUAUGGUCCUUGAAAGGCAAAAAAUAAUUUUAAAUGAAUUAAAGACUCGGAUGAAUUUAGAGAUUGAUGAUCAGCAUUUUUAUCAGAUGUCCCAAGCUGAUGUUAGUAAACAGAUUAACAUGGCUUUUGAUCAACUGGUAAGCCCAUUGAAAGUGAAAGAACAUCUGGUAUCACAGCUAAAAACCCAGAUAGCUGAUCUAGAAAGAUUUAUAAGCUACUUACAGACUGAUACAAAGCAUUCCAAAUGCUCCUGCCAUUCUUCAUUUAAAACCUAUAAAGAACCUCACAGUGGGGAGAGUACAAUUAAUUUAAUCCAAAGAACUGCCACUCUAUUGCAAAUGUUUGCUGUUUUACAGCUAGGCUGUAAGUCCCAACCGUUUACCAAGAAUGAUAUGAAACAUUCCAUGAAAAUUAAUCAUUGGGGAGAUCUGAGAGCAAGACUGGAAAUGGCUAUUGCAAGGGUAAAAGAACUUGCUGAGCACAGUGAGUUCAGAAAAGAGCAAGAAGGCGACUACAGCAGUGAUUCUGAAUCUCUUAGUGUAUUAUGUAAUGUCCAAUUGACCACUGCUGUAAGAAAGUAUUUAGCCACUUGUAUAAGAGACUUGAUGCAACAUGGAGCUUUUACUCCUCAAAGCACCAGCCUAGUUCCUUUGAUUGGUUGCUUUCCUAGAAGGAAUUCUUUAAGUAAUAAUCAAAUCCAUGCCUGGGAGAUCAUUCUAGAGUAUUAUAGGAUGAAGAAUGGUGAAAAAUAUAACUCUACACCUGCAAGGAAGCUGUCACAAAGUUUUAAUUUGGAUAUUGCUGGAGCUUCACCCUCAUCGAAUAAGCAGAACAUGUUGUGUUGUAUUGGUAGCAUUAUUUCAACACAUACGCCAUAUAAAAGGAGCAAUGAUUCUCAUUUUAAAGCCUUUGUAUGUGCCGCUCUUAAUGCUAACAAGCUCGUUCCUUGGUUGACCUUGAUAUUUACUUGUAAUCACCUAGUCAAAACUUAUUAUCAACCAUGGAGCUAUCUAGCAAAAACAGGGUUCCAAGACAGUUUAAGGAGUUUAGACACAUUGUCCGGGAUCAAAUUCCAGUUACCAGUGGAUCUCGCCAUUAGACAGUUCCAAAAUAUUAAGGAUGUAUUUACAUAAUAUUCUCUUGUUUCUUCUAGUCAUUCGGUACUUAAUUAUAUACGUACAUUUACUGUGAUUCAUUUAACAAUAAUAUCAAGGAACCGCGGGAUUAUUGUAAAUGCAAUGAAACGUCAAUUGAAGUUUUUUUUGUCAUGUUUAUUAAUUAACAUGAUUUUGUUAGAAACCUUUCACUAUUUAUUUUAUUUCUCCACAGUUUCUAUGCCGGACUGAACUACAUAUACAUUUGCAAUAACCUCUGUGUUUUCGCAAAUCUCGCAGUUAAUACGUAUCCAUUUUGCCUGAUAUUUUUGUUCCUUAAAAGUUUAUCUAGUCGUUAGGUUUUUGUUUUUCUAUUGACUGAUAAAAGUCUGAAAAUUGUUGGUACUUAAUGUCUCUAUCGUUUUGAUCUGAAUAUGGUUUUGAGUUUAAAUAAAUAUGUAUUGUGA
Molecule: messenger RNA, 2176 nt
Organism: Diabrotica balteata
Lineage: Eukaryota; Metazoa; Arthropoda; Insecta; Coleoptera; Chrysomelidae
Source: the annotation of a GenBank genome assembly